Messenger RNA from Parastagonospora nodorum SN15, 828 nucleotides. RefSeq lists its product as hypothetical. The record is from RefSeq and is a predicted model, not a curated record. NCBI's taxonomy places the organism in Eukaryota, Fungi, Ascomycota, Dothideomycetes, Pleosporales, Phaeosphaeriaceae. The transcript has 2 exons. The coding region runs from base 1 to 828 and encodes 275 amino acids.
AUGCUCGCCACAGUCAUUUAUGUCGUAUUUGCGACCGCUGCUUUGGCCAGUCAUAUACCUCACAUGCGUCGUGGCCCUACUCCUAAGGGCAUCGUCGACCCCGGUGCGCAUCCUGGUUGCACAAUAUGGCACGACAACCUCGAUGGCUCGAUAGAGUGUCCGAUGAUGACUUAUUUCUACAAUAUCACGCCGGAACAGCUUCUGAGUUGGCUACUGCGUCGAGGUGGAUUUCAAGCCAUCCCAAGCCCUUCCAGCGUACCUAUCGUUAGCUCGACGAUGCCCUCACCCACCGUGACGAGAUCAGCCUCACCCACGAAUCAGCCACCCGUUACACCCGUCAAGCCUCCUUCGACGACGAUGGGGAAUGGUAUUGCGACUCCACAACCCAUCCAGCCUGGAAUGGUGUCAGACUGCAGCAAGUUCCAUUGGAUCGCCAGAGGAGUGACUUGUAGCCAGGUCAUCAGCUACCAAAAGAUUACCCUGGCAGAUUUUUUCAGGUGGAACCCCACGGUCAAGGACGAUUGCUCAGGGAUGUGGGCUGAGGUCAAUGUGUGCGUUGGUACCAUUGGUGGUGCAACGAUUGCUCCACCAACCACAACGACAACUGCAGGCAAUGGAAUCCAGACACCUCAACCCACGCAGCCAGGUAUGGUGACCAUUUGUGCAAAAAGUUCCACUACGUUGCUGACGGCGUGGUCUGCGGUCAAAUCAUCAGUUACCAAAAAAUCACGCUCGCGGAUUUCCUUCGGUGGAAUACGGGAAUCAACGGCGACUGUAGCAACAUGUGGGCAAGAAGUAAUGUCUGCGUCGGCAUGUAGUGUUCAGUGA